UCAUUCCUCUAAACAUAUCCCUUAUCGUACAUUCGGCAUGGCGAGUGGAUUCGUAACGGAAACGGAACUUGCUGAGGCACGCCGCAUAAGACAGGAAGAAUGGGAAAAAGUGCGAACUGAAGAUCAGCCUAUCGAGGCUCCGGAAGAAGAGUAUGAUGGACGAUCGCUAUACGAAAGGCUGCAGGAGCAGAAACAAAAAAAGGAUAGCGAGUUCGAGGAAGCACAUAAGCUCAAAAACAUGAUCAAAGGAUUAGACGACGAUGAGGUGGAAUUUCUUGAUUUGGUCGAUAAAAAUCGAAUGCAAGCAGAACGACAGGCGCAUCUGGAAGAGCAGAAAGAAUUGAACGAGUUCCGCGCGAAGGUGGCCACUCUACAGGAGAAACGAUUAGACGAGCAAAUCCAACAGCAAGUUUCCAAACCCAAAGCCACCAAAACACCGAUCACCAGUACGCGGCUUAGUCAGAAGCAAAUUCUUGCCGGUGUUGUACGUAAGCGUAAACUUGAACCUGAAAAUGAACCUGCCGAGAAGCAGACGGUGGCUGCUGCUGCUUCCCUUACCAAACCCGUCAACGGAGAACCAGCGAAACAAAUGGAUAGCUCUACGAGCGGCACACCACAGAAAGAAUCCCCAAAGGAUGGCGUAGAAAGUAAGCCAAAAGUGCAGAAUGCAGCUAUGCGAGUCAUCGGGAUACUACCCGGUAUGGGUUCGUACAAUUAUGGUGAUGAUGAUUCCGAUUCGGACGACAGUUCGGAGGAUUCGGAGCUCGACGAUAGCCAGGAGUACGAUUGGAUAGGGCGUAAGAUUCGUAAAACUUGUGAGGGCGGCAGUAAGUGAUAAGU
Anopheles maculipalpis is the source of this 840-nucleotide messenger RNA. RefSeq names its product PSME3-interacting protein. Gene Ontology annotation, cellular component: nucleus. The record is from RefSeq and is a predicted model, not a curated record. The transcript has 4 exons. Bases 38 to 835 code for a protein of 265 amino acids. NCBI's taxonomy places the organism in Eukaryota, Metazoa, Arthropoda, Insecta, Diptera, Culicidae.